Messenger RNA from Lottia gigantea (owl limpet), 904 nucleotides. RefSeq lists its product as hypothetical. The record is from RefSeq and is a predicted model, not a curated record. The transcript has a single exon. Gene Ontology annotation, molecular function: 7S RNA binding. NCBI's taxonomy places the organism in Eukaryota, Metazoa, Mollusca, Gastropoda, Lottiidae. Bases 137 to 373 code for a protein of 78 amino acids. Gene Ontology annotation, biological process: negative regulation of translational elongation; SRP-dependent cotranslational protein targeting to membrane. Gene Ontology annotation, cellular component: signal recognition particle, endoplasmic reticulum targeting.
CUAUCACCUACACCGGCCUCGAAGUAAUUUACACCAGUACACGUUGAAUAAAAUCGCGACAUUUUUGUAGUCAUAUGGUAGGCUUCUGGAUUUUGCUUAUUCCUACAACAUUUGAUUUCUGAUAAUCACGAGAAAAAUGACUUAUAUAAAGUCUUGGGAUGAAUUCGCGAAAGCUGUGGAACGAGUUUAUGUGAAUAACCCGUUAAAAUGUCGAUUUGUUAUGAAGUACAGAAAUGUGGAUGGAUUGUUGACAAUGAAAAUAACAGAUGAUCAUGUUUGUUUACAAUAUAAAACAGAACAUAAUCAGGAUGUGAAAAAAUUGGAAAAAUUACUUGGUCAUUUGAUAAGGGAUAUGGCAUCAAAGGAAAAAUAGAAUUUAUAUUUGAAGUAAAUCAAAACUGAUUAAUUAUUUGAAUGUGGAGUUUCGAUGAGCUAGAAAGUGUGGAGAGGAGACAUUUGGUCUAAUAUAUGGAUAUGAAUUAUCCAGAUAUGUUUAUAACUAAAAGUUAAUUAUAAGUUUUCAUUUAAUUUUGUGACUCAAUUUGGAUGGUAAGCAUCAGAAAAUGUUGUAAAAAACAAUGGUUAUUUUGUGCUGAAGAAUAUUAUAAGCAACAAUGUCAGCUUGUUAAAUAUCUUAAACGUUAAUUUGGUACCGGUACAUGAUGAAAAGAAUUCAUGUUGGAUAUGUUUUUUGAAGAAAUGUGUAAAAAAAAAAAAAGGCUAAAUAUGUAUUAUAGUGUGUUUGAGUUGUGCCCCUGUUGUGUAAGCAUUGGUUUAUCAUGUUUAUGAAUGAUUUAAAUGUUAUGAUAUGGGUUGGAACUCUUAUGAGUUAUGUUAUCAUGUGCUUUUGAUUUUGUAUAAUAUAUGUAUAUGUCAGUUUUAAUAUAAUAAUGAUAAACAAAAC